UACCAUUUUUUCUGACCUCGUUACUUCGAUUUUUCCAAACUCCCAUCUUCUUCUGGAUAAGGAAGGGAAACUUCCAACUUCCUCAAACCCGUCACCAUCGAUCGACGUGUAUGCAUAUGCAUAUCAGCAUAUGCGUAUUAAAGACUGGUCGCAAGAUAUUUCGCUAUUUGGGUCUUGAAGAUAUCAAAUCAAUCUUUCCAGUCGUUCUGUUUUCUUUGAUUUCCACCGAAAAAAAGUUUGAAUCUUUUUAGGGUUUCAAAGAGGAGAUCUAGACCGAUUGUGUGGGGUGUUUGAAAGCGAUUAAGGAAAUCACUUGAGGCUUCAAUUCGAUUUGGAUAUUACGAAAGUGGGUGUUGAGAGAGACUUUGUGGAGGGUAAGUUAGUUUAUUGAUAAUUUGUUUGUGGCUUUGUCUUGAUUUCUUACAGUUUUUUUGGAUCUUUGUGACACUUACAAUAUUAGCGAUUGCCGGCCAUCAAUUGAGCAUCGUGUGGUCUCAAUUUUAUAUCUCUUAAACACAGGAACGCAUCUAAACACACUGAAGGUGUUUGGAUUAUCAAUCAAUCACAUAUGUUGGUUUUGGAUUCUUGAUUUCUGGAUUGAUUCUUCAUACCUUACUUCCAUGAGAUUAAAUGGAAAACUCAAAUGGAACAACAACGAAGAACAAUCUUCAAAUCAUCAAGCAUCCUACAUACCAACCAUACACUAAACCACUAUUAGCUUGGUUUGAUAUCCGCGUAUUCUAUGUCCGAAUUAGUAAUUUCAUGGUGGAUGGAUACACCCCCGAAUACCUAACUCUUACCCAUAUACCAUUAGACCCCGAUACUAUCCUUGAAGUCAAUAACAAAAGAUGCACCCUUGAUUCAACCGGAAGUGCAUGUCGUUUAAGAAGAAACCGAGUGGAUAAAAAGUUUGAAGAGGCUACUUUUGUGAGCACGGAUAGUAUUCGGUUGACUGGAAGUGUUAAAUUUGAGGUUUUUGAUGGGGAUGAUCUUAUUCUUUCUGGGGUUUUGGAGAUGUGUAAAAAUGAGAAUGGUAAAUUGAAGAAUAAUGAUGUUGAAAGAUGGAGUAUGAAAUGUGAAUCCAUGGUUAGUGGUGGUAGUCGGGUUUUGAAAGGGAAACAAAUUGCGGGUUCGGAUUCUAUGCCACCCAUGAUUGAAGUUUAUGUUGCGGGAUCUUUUGUUGGUCAACCGGUUAUUUUGACCAAGACUUUGCAGAUUAGUGUUAGAAGGAAGCAAGGUAGAAAAGGAGCCUUGGAUCCGAUUCCGGAGGGUGAGGCAACGGAAUCAAGGAAGGAUGUUCCGGAUAGACUUAGUCUUCAGGAAUCGGAAUAUGGACCUUACAAGAGUGAAAAUGAGUACGAAUAUGAAAACGAAAACAGCCUUCAUUGGAACCAAACAGAGUACAUGGAAGGUGAAGAUGGAGAACUCACGUGGUUCAAUGCCGGUGUGAGGGUUGGAGUUGGCUUAGGCCUCGGCAUUUGCCUCGGGGUUGGAAUCGGAGUUGGGCUUCUAGUUCGUACGUAUCAAUCUACCACCCGAAACUUCAGAAGGCGGCUUUUGUAGAUCCUUCUUAUCAAAGUUUUUCUUUUUCUUCUUUUUCACCGUUUGAUGAUACAAUAUAUAGAGUGUGAUAGCCGAUUGGAAUGAGUAAAACUAUGUAGACUGCAAACAUUCAAUUAGUUGUUUUUUGCUUCUUGUUGUAAUUGGUUUGUGUAAAUAGAUUUUGUUUCGCCUAUAAAAGAUUAUAAAGAUUAAACGGUUUUGUGUUA
This is a messenger RNA of Lactuca sativa (garden lettuce), 1769 nucleotides long. The record is from RefSeq and is a predicted model, not a curated record. NCBI's taxonomy places the organism in Eukaryota, Viridiplantae, Streptophyta, Magnoliopsida, Asterales, Asteraceae.